Dovyalis caffra is the source of this 396-nucleotide messenger RNA. The record is from the annotation of a GenBank genome assembly. Lineage: Eukaryota; Viridiplantae; Streptophyta; Magnoliopsida; Malpighiales; Salicaceae.
AUGUCAUUCAAAUCCUCACUUUUGAUCAUUUUUAUCUUGUCUCUUUCCAUGCAUGCAAUAUGCAAUGCUCGAAAUAUUGGGUUAGUGAAGGAGGGUUUUCAUGCAGAACUCUAUUUCUCCGCCAAGGUUGGAGAGAAAGUUGAACACAACAUGGAUUCAUUUUAUGGAACUAAUGAUAGAGAGGGCAUCAGUGAAAAGAGUGCUCCUGGUGCUGCCAUUUUGACUCAAGAAUCAAAGGAUUCAAAGGCUAUUACCAAAAGUUCAGGUCAUGAUCAAAAUCCCAUCAAGCCUCUAUUUUCAGUUCCUUGGGGUGCGCCUCACAAGAACCGCCAUCAAAUUCCUGGGUUUAACUCAGAUUAUGCUAUGCCUAGAACACGAACACCUUCUCAUAACUGA